AUGAAAUCUAAAGGUAAAUCAAAUAAGAGUAAACAAUAAUAAGUUGACUUUUAUACUAAAAAGGAUAUACUUUAAAGAAUUAAAGUAACUGAAGAUAUUACAGAAAUACUUGAAUAUACUACUAAUUAAGAUAAUGAAAUUAGACUUGCUGCAACAUCUCAAUUAUGUCCAUGUAAAGUUUAAGAAGAUGUUCCUGAAUUUUGGGAUAGAGUUUUUGAAUUAGCAGAUGAUCUUGAUGCUAAAAUAAGAGCAAGAGUUUUACAUAUUAUUUGUGAUGGAUCACCUAAUAGAUUGUAAAAUGAAGUGAUGGAUGCUCUUUAUAAAUUUAAUAGAGAUUCUGAUUAGGAAAUAAGAAGAUAAGCACAUAAAGUAAUUGCAAAAGCAUAAAAAGGUACUUGGAAUGUUUUAUGA
Molecule: messenger RNA, 411 nt
Organism: Paramecium pentaurelia
Lineage: Eukaryota; Ciliophora; Oligohymenophorea; Peniculida; Parameciidae
Source: the annotation of a GenBank genome assembly